GCGAGCAGCUCAGUGGUCAUAUGACAGCUGCAGAGAGCCCGGCUGCAGGACUGUCUCUUAGCUGUCUGUCUCCACUUGGACCAGAAGCCACUCUCUUCAUCCUCUGUGAUCAACAGUCUGUGUCAGCUCCUGUCUCUUUAAGACCCCCUCCUGACCAGUCCGGUCCGCUCUGAUUGGAAAAUGUCUGUGGUGAGGCUGGAGGAGUGUCGAGAGCAGAUUCGUAAAGAAUUGGACAAUGCAAUGGACUUCUGGCUCAAAUACUCUCAUGACACCACACAUGGAGGCUUCUUCACCUGUCUCGGGAGGGAUGGGAAGGUUUAUGAUGAGCUGAAGUAUGUAUGGUUGCAGGGCAGACAGGUGUGGAUGUAUUGUCGUCUGUACAGAACCAUGGAUCGCUUUCGCAAGCCUGAAAUCCUGGAAGCUGCAAAAGCUGGAGGAGCAUUCCUGAGAAAGUUUGCUCGUGUGUCCAGUGGCAGCAGUGGCCAGUGGAAGUGUGCCUUCUGCUUAACCAGAGAAGGUAAAGCAGUCAAAAUCCAGAGGACAAUAUUCAGUGAGUGUUUCUACGUCAUGGCCAUGGAUGAACUGAGCAGGGUCACUGGUGACAAGGACAUGCAGCUGGAGGCUGAACAGAUGAUGGAGCAGUUGAUCUACUGGGUCCAGGUGGACUCGUCAGGCCUGGGCCAGCCCCAGCUCCCUGGAAAUGUUCCAACCAACAGCAUGGCAGUUCCCAUGAUGCUGCUGUGUCUGGUGCGACAGCUGACUGAAGGCCGCAGUCCGGAGGUUGUUCACAAGUACAGAGAGCUGGCCAGCUGGUGUGUUCAGCAGAUUCUACAACAUGUCCAGAGAGACGGCACAGCUAUUUUGGAGAACGUGUCAGUGGAGGGAGCAGAGCUGCCGGGUUGCCAGGGCCGAGUGCAGAACCCGGGCCAUGCCCUGGAAGCAGGCUGGUUCCUGCUUCAGUUCAGUGCAGAGCGGGAGGACGAGGAGCUCCAGAGGACCGCCAUCAGCAAGUUUGUGGAGCUGCCUUAUCAGUGCGGCUGGGACAGAGAGCACGGCGGCCUCUUUUCCUUCCUGGAUGUAGAUGGUCAUCCCCCCAUGCAGCUGGAAUGGAGCAUGAAGAUGUGGUGGCCCCACUGUGAGGCCCUGGUGGCCUUCCUCAUGGCCUACAGUCAAACCAAGAAGCCUGAGCUGCUGGAGAGAUUCUUUCAAGUUUCUGAGUACACCUUUAAGCAUUUUCCUGAUGCCCAGAGCGGUGAGUGGUUCGGCUAUUUGACACAAGAAGGGAAAGUUGCACUGGAUUUAAAGGGAGGGGUCUUCAAAGGGUGCUUCCACGUGCCGCGCUGCCUGUACAUGUGUGAGCGUAUUCUGGAUGAUCUGCUGGCAAACAAGGACUGAGCAUUCUGACAUGAAUGUAGUAAUAAUGGAAUUGAAUCUGAUUUGUCUGAUCACUAAAUCAAACCACAAUAAUCAGGUUAUAAAGCAAAUUGCACUCAUUUUUAACAAUGUAAUGCUGUGAAGUCUGUUGUUUCAUCUCACCACAGACAUCCAGUCACUGAGACAAUUCAAUUUUAGAUAUCCAGAAUGUUCAUUCUGGAUAUCUAAAAUGACAUUGUGGAUAUGUAAAAUUGAAAGCCCCACUACACAUGAAUAACAAACGUGACGUCAUUUGUCCUGGGAAGAAUGACGUUGUGGAUAAGAAGGAAUGUCACUGUGCAUAUAUGAAAUGUUCAUUUU
Molecule: messenger RNA, 1734 nt
Organism: Plectropomus leopardus (leopard coralgrouper)
Lineage: Eukaryota; Metazoa; Chordata; Actinopteri; Perciformes; Serranidae
Gene: renbp
Product: renin binding protein
Biological process (GO): carbohydrate metabolic process
Molecular function (GO): isomerase activity
Source: RefSeq, a predicted model, not a curated record